Messenger RNA from Bipolaris victoriae FI3, 3195 nucleotides. RefSeq lists its product as hypothetical. The transcript is spliced from 8 exons. NCBI's taxonomy places the organism in Eukaryota, Fungi, Ascomycota, Dothideomycetes, Pleosporales, Pleosporaceae. The record is from RefSeq and is a predicted model, not a curated record. Bases 1 to 3195 code for a protein of 1064 amino acids. Gene Ontology annotation, cellular component: nucleus. Gene Ontology annotation, molecular function: hydrolase activity; ATP binding; RNA helicase activity.
AUGUCUAAGAAAGAUCCGCCUGAGACCGUUGCUGGCGCUGCUGCAGACCGCGCGGAGCAGCUGGCAAAAGAUCUCGCCCGUGCCAAAGAGGCUGGAUGGACCAACCCAAUCCCCUUCCAGUAUGAUACUGUCGUCGGCGGCACGCCUGCUGCAGACGAGACUCGCGACGCCGCUCCCUGGCUGUCCGAUGCCGCCGUCUAUCAGUGGGAUGAUGAGUUUGGCGAUGUCGGUGAGCCCAAUCCUGAGCUGGAGAAGAUGCUCUUCCAGGAUGAGUAUCUGCAGCGUGCCGGCAGUGCGAUCAGCGCUCUCUCAUUCGAAGUCACUGUUCAAGGCCCUACCAAGAUCAACCCUGUUCGCAACUUUGAAGAUGCUGGUCUGCACCCGGUCAUGCUUAAGAAUGUCAAGUUGUGCCAAUAUGGUGCUCCAACUCCUAUCCAGUCGUAUUGUAUCCCAGCCAUUCUGACUGGGAACGACGUGGUCGCUAUUGCGCAAACUGGAUCUGGAAAGACUGCUGCAUUCCUGAUUCCCAUCCUCUCAAAGCUCAUGGGUAAAGCUCGCCAGUUGGCGGCACCUCGACCCAACCCAGCCCGCUACAACCCUCUUACAGACCGGGUCCGUGCCGAGCCUCUGGUAUUGGUUGUGUGUCCUACCCGCGAGCUCGCUACUCAGACGUUCGACCUGACUCGUCGCCUGUGCUACCGUACAAUGUUGCGCCCUUGCGUUGUGUAUGGAGGUGCUCCCACUAGGAAUCAGCGCGAGCAGCUCGAGAUGGGCUGUGACAUCCUGAUUGCCACUCCAGGACGCCUCAUGGACUUUAUGCAGAACAACAAUCUCCUGUCGCUCCGCCGCCUCAAGUUCACCGUCGUCGACGAAGCUGACGAGUUACUUUCGAGCGGCUGGGAGGAAGCCAUGGAGAAAGUGUUCUCGGGUGCUGACGUCAACUCCGAUGCGGAUCAUACCAUUGUCAUGCUCUCUGCCACCUUCUCUAAAGCUGCUCGUAGGCUUGCCAAGGAGUACAUGGAAGAAGCCUUUGUUCGAAUCAAAGUAGGAAGGGUCGGCAGCACUCAUCGCAACAUCAAGCAGGAGAUUCGCUUCGUUGAGGAAACUGAUAAGAACGAAGCGCUCUUCGAUUUGCUCUUUUCUGGUGGCCCACAGCGUUCCCUCAUCUUCGUCAACACCAAGUACAAAUGCGAUAAGGUCGACGACUUUCUGUACAACAAAGGCUUGCCCGUCACUUCAAUCCAUUCAGAUCGCACUCAGCGUGAGCGCGAGGAUGCUCUUCGUUCGUUCCGGACUGGCCGUUGCCCUAUUCUGGUCGCCACUGGUGUUACUGCUCGUGGUCUCGAUGUCGCCAACGUUAAGCAUGUCAUCAACUACGACCUACCCUCAAGCCAGCACGGUGGCAUCACUGAGUACGUUCAUCGCAUUGGCCGCACCGCGCGUAUUGGCAACGAAGGAAAAGCCACCUCAUUCUUCAACGACGACAACAAGGAUAUUGCUGAAGAUAUGGUCAAAGUUCUCAUCGAAUCGGGGCAGGAGGUGAGCGACUUCCUUGAGGAGUUCAAGCCUCAAAACCCGUCGGCGAUUGAGUGGCAUGAUGGCACUGACGACGAGUCUGACGAUGGCCUUGGUGGUGGUUUUGGCGGAGAGGCUGGCGGAUUUGACGUUGGUGCCACCUUUGGUAACGAUGCAGCUGCUGGCUUUGGUAGUGCUGGGGGGUUUGAUGGUGAGGGCUUCUCUGCAGAUGCUGACAACAAGGUUGCAUCUUGCUUUUGGCACUCGAUCGCGUAUUUUUUCCGGCUCCCAUUCCACAUCCAAUGGCGGACGGCGCUCGUACAACUCCCGCGCUUCGUGCCGUUAUCCAUCCUGCACCUGACGUCGCCGAAGGGUCCGCAUCCAUUCCUGAUUGCGCUACCGAGCCGCAAGGGACAUCUCAUCUACGCGUACACGUUUGUGCCGCCGGCGCCGGUGGAUGCGGAUGCUGAGGGUGAGCAGCAGCGGAAAGAGACGGGCGAAUGGCAUGUACCGGUUGUUUUGGACUUGCAUGGAGGCGGCUUCAUCAUGGGCUCGCCGCUGGAACAGGCACCGUAUGCAUCAAUGAUGUCGCGUGAGCUGGGGGCCGUGGUGCUGAGCGUGUCGUAUCGCAUCGGACCGUUCCACCAGUUCCCCGCGGCGAUUCACGAUGCAGAGGAUGUGCUAUCUGCGAUUCUAGAUACGAGCGGGACAUCAGAAGCAGGCAAGGUCCUGCGGCAAGAGGUGCAGAGAUACUACUCCAUGGUACGGACGAAUGUGCUGGAGGGGAAGAACAAAAAAGAGCCGGUUCUUCCACACAUUGAGCAUGUCACGGAUAUGGUGCUUGAUCCCACACAUCUGGCGAUAUCCGGUUUCUCAGCCGGAGGCAACAUUGCGCUCAACAUGGCGAUAUCGGUUCCGCCCUGUCCGCAGAUGGGAAUGAUGGAAUCACAAACACUCGGGCCUGCGGGUCACGAUUGCAUGUCACCGACGCUCCCGGCAAACCGUAGAGCAACAAUCCUAGACGAUCCAUUCCAAUCAUGGCCAUCGCUCCUCCCACCACCCGAAGUGCAACCGCGACUGCUCCCACUGCUACUGUUCUACCCGUCUCUCGACGCACGGCUGCUGCCCCACGAACGCCCGCGGAAGCCCAUGCCCAGCGCGCUCAAACCAGACGACCACCACGUUGAGAAGCCAAGACAGCCAGGUCUGUUCUCUAUCUUGGGACCAACGUACCUGCCCAAGAAACUACGGGCGCAUCCUCGGGCUAGCCCUGGUCUCAACGACCCAGAGCAUAUCCAAAAGAAUGCAGCUAUUUUCCUUGUGCUACCGGAGAAGGACUCGCUAGCGGUGCAGAGUGAUGUGUGGGUUGACAAGCUGAACAGCAGCAAUUGGACGGGCCCCGUACGCUUUGGCGAUGACCGAGCAGGUGAUUGGGACGGCACGACGGGCGGUGAUGAUGAUGAUGAUGGCGAAGGCCAAGAAUCGAGCUCGAAUGCAUGUUCCAAUGCCAAGAAUGGCGGACUGGAGAUUUGGCAUGCACCGGGUUGCAGGCAUGGGUGGACGCAGUUCCCCAAUUCCUUUGUGCCGGAGCAUGAGGCACGUGAGCGCGAGGCGGUAUUUGCACGGACAGUGCGAUUUGUGAGGGAGAAGUGGGAAAGGGAGUUGGUACUGGAAUGCUAG